CUGAGCUGCCGGCGACGCGAAGCUUCCCGCUCCGGUCCUGGCCGCGACGCGAACCGGCUGCCGCCACGCCGGACCGCAGCCGCCUUGGAAGCGCCUCUCCCGCAGUUAUGGAGAAAAAUUGUACAGACGCACUUCCUCUUACUAUGAAUUCUUCAAAAAACCAAGAGACUGUGUGCAUCUUUGGAACUGGGGAUUUUGGAAGAUCACUAGGAUUUAAAAUGCUCCAAUGUGGUUAUACUGUUGUUUUUGGAAGUCGAAACCCCCAGACGUCCAGUCUGCUACCCAACGGUGCAGAGGUCUUGAGCCAUGCAGAAGCAGCCCAGAAGUCUGACAUCAUCAUCAUCGCCAUCCAAAGGGAGCAUUACGAUUUCCUCACAGAUUUAACUGAGGUUCUCAAAGGCAAAAUAUUGGUCGACGUCAGCAACAACCUCAAAAUCAAUCAAUACCAAGAAUCUAAUGCAGAGUACCUUGCUCAGUUGGUGCCAGGAACCCACGUGGUGAAAGCAUUUAACACCAUCUCAGCCUGGGCUCUCCAGUCAGGAGCUCUGGAUGCAAGUCGACAGGUAUUUGUCUGCGGAAAUGAUAGCAAAGCUAAGCAGAGAGUGAUGGACAUUGUUCGUUCUCUUGGACUUACUCCAUUGGAUCAAGGAUCCCUCAUGGCAGCCAGUGAAAUUGAAAACUACCCACUGCAACUCUUUCCAAUGUGGAGAUUCCCUCUCUAUUUGUCUGCUGCAUUGUGCAUCUUCUUCUUUUUCUACUGUGUUGUAAGAGAAGUCAUCUACCCCUAUGUUUAUGAAAAAAAAGAUCAAACAUUUCGCCUGGCUAUUUCUAUUCCAAAUCGUGUCUGUCCAAUAGCAGCACUUGUACUGCUUGCCUUGGUUUACCUCCCUGGAGUUAUUGCUGCCAUUCUCCAGCUUUAUCGAGGUACUAAAUACCGCCGAUUCCCAGACUGGCUUGACCACUGGAUGCUUUGCAGAAAGCAGCUUGGCUUGGUAGCACUGGGCUUUGCCUUCCUUCACGUCCUCUACACACUUGUGAUUCCUAUCCGCUAUUAUGUACGAUGGAGGAUAAGAAACAUAACCAUUAACCAGGUGAAAAGUAAUAAAGACGAUCCAUUUAGUACUACCACAGCCUGGCUUAGUGAUUCAUAUGUGGCUCUUGGAAUCCUUGGAUUUUCUCUGUUUGUACUCUUAGGCAUCACUUCUUUGCCAUCAGUUAGCAACAUGGUCAACUGGAGAGAGUUUCGAUUUGUCCAGUCCAAACUGGGUUAUUUGACCUUGAUCCUGUGCACAGCCCACACCCUGGUGUAUGGAGGGAAGAGAUUCCUCAGCCCUUCAAUUCUCAGAUGGUACCUUCCUUCAGCCUACGUGUUGGCGCUCAUUGUCCCUUGCACUGUGCUGGUGCUCAAGUUUGUCCUCAUCCUGCCAUGCAUAGACAAGACUCUCACCCACAUCCGCCAGGGCUGGGAAAGGAACUCGAAAAUUUCAAAAUCCACCCUGAAUGGAAAAAUGGAUAUUUAAAGCAAAUUUUAAGUUACCCAGACUUCUCAAUUAUAGCACUAAAUGGUAAGAGAAGAAUAACCAGACAAUCAAGCAGGCUCUUUUCUCCCUUUCUGGCCUUAAGUUUGUAGACAGAGAAGGAAACUUUGUCUGGCUUUGAGAGGUCAGCAGAUUGGAAGACAACACCAGGUUUUAUCUCAGGUCACUGACGAAGCAGUGCAAGGUUCCUGCCUCACCUUUUCCAGAAACUGGGUUGAGGCUGAGAUUAGCUUUGUGGUUUCACACUGAGAAGCUUCUUUGUUGUGGGCAACUUGCAUGACCUAAUGUCUUGCGAAUCCCAGAAGUACAUGCAACUUCCUCCUCUGGCUUACGUAAUGAGUGGAGUCAGAGAGAAAACAGUAAGAUGGUGACCACUGGCAAAGGUUUUAUUAGGUAUGACUGAAGAAGGCCAAAAGCAGAAGGUAUGAGAUUUUUUUAAAAUGUUUUUUGAAAGUAAAGGCAAUCAUAAAUAUUGCCAUAAUGAAUUUUGUAGUUAAAUGUACUCCUUAAUUUUUUUUUCUAUUUUAUAACAACAGAAAUACCACAAUUGAUUGGAAGUAAGCAUGUCUUGGAUGUAUGCAAAUCUAUACAAUUGGCAUAAGACUCUUCCUCUCUAAGGAAUAGUUACAGGAGAAAUUGAGUAAAAAUGGACGGAUAUCUGCAUGGAUUUUCUCAAUGAGCAAUAAGCAUGAGAGGGUUGAUAAGAGCUCUUGUACAAAAAGUUCAAAACAAACAAUUUUAGAUAGCACAAUAAAUAAAUAUUGUGAAGUUGAACUAUGUUAUGUUUGAUAUUAGGCUUUUUGCUUUGGUGUAUUUUGUAAAUUGUGUAUUCCAAAUAUUGUUAAUAUUAACCAUUUAUGGAGUGAUAACGUAUUUUAUUAUAAUUUUAAGCAGGGAAAUGGAAUAAAUAGUCUGAAGGUAUAAGUCUGACCAAUAUGUAAACCAGAGAGAAAGAUGAAAAAUUCAGGGCAGACGUGUGAGCAGCAGUUGCAAGAGGAGACUUGGUUCUUCCUCAGAUGCUUCCUGGAAUGCAAAGCGGUUCUUUGUUUUCUAAACUGAUAGUGCUAUUUCCAAGAUAAACUUCAGCAGGAUUAGCCUUUCUAGAUCAAAAGUGAAGCUAAAAGAAGCCCUUAUGUCUAGUCUUCCCACAUGCUGAAGUAACCAAAAGGCACGGAGUUGACGUUUUUCUAUGCACUCUACAAAGGCAUUUAUUUUUCUCUUUUUUCCCACCUCUUUAUCAUAUAUUACACUAACAUUAUACAAAAUGACUAAAAUACAUUAAAAAUCACCCAUAGUUCAGGUUCUUUUUCAGUCAAACUUUUUGAAAAGUUUGUUUUCCAUACUGUAUAUUCAAUUUUGCAUUCUUCGUUUUUCACUUAUUAGAGAUUUUGUUCUCUUAAUUCUACAGUAUUUAGAUGUAUUUAAUGGUUGCAUACUUCAUCUCAUGAACAUUUAUUUAACCACUGCCUUAAGUAGACCUGUAGAGUGUAUCCAUUUUAAUGAAAACAACAUUUCAGAGAAUAUCUUUGUACUUACACUGUUUUCCAUAUUUUCAAUUAUUAUCUGAGAAUUGUUGCCAGGAAGUAGGGUUAUAAAAUUAAAGAACUUUUGAAAACA
Messenger RNA from Choloepus didactylus (southern two-toed sloth), 3155 nucleotides. RefSeq names its product STEAP4 metalloreductase (gene STEAP4). Bases 108 to 1520 code for a protein of 470 amino acids. Gene Ontology annotation, cellular component: plasma membrane; endosome. Lineage: Eukaryota; Metazoa; Chordata; Mammalia; Pilosa; Megalonychidae. The transcript is spliced from 5 exons. Gene Ontology annotation, biological process: copper ion import. Gene Ontology annotation, molecular function: cupric reductase (NADH) activity; ferric-chelate reductase (NADPH) activity. The record is from RefSeq and is a predicted model, not a curated record.